CCAACGGCCUGACUGGCAGCUGGGGACACGGGCGUGUUCUAUUCUAGACUUUGACUUUAACUCUCUGAAGUAUUCUUUGAGCACAAUUUAAAAAUAAGAGACGAGACAAAAAUAACUUACCCCUAGGGACGAAAAGCAAUCCCACAGAUAGAGAAAAGCAAAAACUAAAGUUACUUUAAGAUUAAUGGGAUAGAAAAGGGGAAUACUUAUAUCAGAAACCAGUGGAUAACAACAAAGAGAUAAUCAAAGCCAUAACAAAGAGGAAGAGACGAGAGACCCCUCAGGCAUUCAAGUGACUCGCGCGCAAGAGAGCGGAUCCGCGAUGGCGCUGGCCAAGGUGACUCACCCUCUCGACUUCCGCAUGUACUCCUGGCUCGUCGCGAACACGUCGUGGGCCCCGAACGCCACUGUGUACCCGGCACCCCCGCAGAGCUACCCCAUUCCGGACCUGUGGACGCGGGCCGCCGACGUGGAGCAUGCCCUUCUUGAUAUCGCCUUCCAGGACCUGCCUUUGGGCGUCAUCACUCUGCUGGCGCUGCAGAAGGGCGUGCGCUGCUCGAGCACACUCUAUCAUCCCGUGACCAAGCUCGCGGUGCGCUACAACAUCCGCUUCUAUGACAUCAUCAUCACUAACAUCCUGAAGACCUUCGUGGGCAUGUUCCUGAUGGCGGUCUCCCUGCCGCUCGUCCUCCCCGUCGUCUGCGCUUUCUGGCUGGCGUCCUGCGUGGUGAGCGCGAUCUACCGCACGAGGUACCGAGGCGUGUUCACGAAGGCGCGGGGCAUGGACAGCGUGUGGGGCGUCGAGUCCAAGGAGAGUCGGCCCUUUAUCACGAUCUGCCUGCUGGUCUCCGGGGCGCCCAGACUCGAGGACAUCCAGAGGCAUCUCCGUGAGAAGAUCUUAGACGUCGUCGAGGGCGGCGCCAAGAAGGACUUCAAGUACAAGAAGUUCCGCCAGGUGUUCUCCAGGGUGUGCGGCUACUACUGCUGGCGCGACGCCGAGGAUUUCGACAUCGGCAACCACGUCAGGAUGCUUCGACUCUCUGAGUUGUAUCCUGAGGGAGAGAGAGGAGAAGGAGAGGCAGUCACGGUCAGAAGAGGAGGAGAAGAAGAAAAGGAAGAGGGGAGAGGGGAGAGGAGCGAGGCCAUGGAUUCUCUGGUUCACCGCUUCUUGAGCGAGGAAGGCACGACGGCCCUCUCCCCCGACAGGCCGCCCUGGGAGGUGCUGCUGCUGCUGAGGGAGGACGGAAGAUACAACGUGGUGAUUCGUCUCCAUCACGCUAUCGGCGACGGCGUGACGCUGAUCCGUCUGUGUGUCGAAGCCCUUGUGGACACGCCCCUGCCGGCCCCUCCCGUCGGCACACGCUCCGGAAACGCUCUCAUGAAGGCAGUGAUGGCGGUCUGGUCCUGCCUCGUGCUCCCACUGGGCCUUCUGCAGGUGGUGGCCAACUUUGACAGGAACUGCCUCCACGGGCGCCAGCUCUCCGGCAAGAAGGUGGUGACGUCAUCCAGGGGCCUUGCGCUGGCCACCCUCCGGCAGGUGAAGACCGCCGCCGCAGCCACCGUCAAUGACGUCCUCAUGGCCUGCCUCUCUCUCGCGCCGCCCAUCUGCCCAGGAGCACUGAUAAGCGGAGGUAAGAGUGAGAAGAGGAGAUUGGAGGAGGUGUCGCAGGUCACCGCCGUCGUCCCCGUCAGCUUCCACGACCUGCGCGCCCCCCUCACGCUCACCAACAAGUUCUCCGUCGCCACCGUCAAGCUGCCGUCCUCGCACUGCCUGGCGCCCGACUCCAGGCUCAGGCACACCAAGACUGUGCUGGAUGGCAUGAAGCGCGACCCGACCCUCGCCGCCGUGUUCUGGGUCGUGCGCGCCGUGAGCGAGGUCCUUCCCGCCCCCGUGGCCGAGCUCCUGCUGUCGGGCCGGGGCGUGUCUGUGGCUGCCAGCAAUGUCCCGGGCCCGCAGAAGGAGAUCAGCGUCUGGGGAGACAAGAUAGAGGACCUGCUCUUCUGGGUGCCCAACCGCGCUCCCGUGGGCGUGGGCGUGUCCUUCGCCAGCUACAUGGGCGUGGUGAAGAUCGGCCUCAACGUCGACGCUGCUCUGGUCCGCUCCAGGAGGGAAGCACAAAUGCUCCUCGAAGACAUGGAGGAGGAGCUGCUCGUCCUCCACAGGCGCCUCGUCCUGGGUCAGCCUUGAACUCGAGGGAAAUAAGGUCAAGGAAGGUCAAAUGAUCGGGAGGAGGGGGUAGGGGAAGGGGGGGAGGGGAAGGAGGGAAUGGAAGGGGAAGGGAGGGGAAGGGAGGAGAACGGGGGGGAGGGUUCAAUAUUUAGGUGGUUUGGAAUAUUUUAUUUACUGUCUGUUUAUAUCCCUUUUUAUCUGUUUAUCACUUGUACUAUAUGUAAUUCUCAUUUAUUUAUUUGUUCAUUUAUAUAGUUAUCUAUUUGCGUAUUUUAGGAAGGAGGCUUUUUGCGUAGAUAAUGACGCUUAAAAGAAAGGAAUAGGGAAAGAGAGAGAAAGAAAAUAUAAGGAAAUAUAAGUAAUGUUUGAAGAGCAGAGAGAGAGAGAGAGAAAGAGAGAGAGAGAGAGAGAGAGAGAGAGAGAGAGAGAGAGAGAGAGAGAGAGAGAGAGAGAGAGAGAGAGAGAGAGAAAGAGAGAAAGAGAGAGAGUAAAAGUUUAACCAAAGCUUCAGCAACAAAGCGUAACGCUGCAUUUAUACCAUUAUUUUCUCGCCAAUACAAACUUCAAACUUCAUCACGAUUUUCAGUAAAAAAAAAA
Molecule: messenger RNA, 2767 nt
Organism: Penaeus monodon (black tiger shrimp)
Lineage: Eukaryota; Metazoa; Arthropoda; Malacostraca; Decapoda; Penaeidae
Exons: 9
Coding region: 323-2188 (621 amino acids)
Biological process (GO): triglyceride biosynthetic process
Cellular component (GO): plasma membrane
Molecular function (GO): long-chain-alcohol O-fatty-acyltransferase activity; diacylglycerol O-acyltransferase activity
Source: RefSeq, a predicted model, not a curated record